CCUGGGCUCAAAAUAAAUCCAUAAUAAUAAACAAUAAAAAACAACCUUUAACCAAUGGACUGAGUGUGUGAUCUUGUUUAGGAUUCUGUUGUUGAGGAAAAACUCUAACCUGUGCAGAAAGACACACGAGCUGAGAAUCUGCCGCAUCCUAAACCAGAGCAGCAACAGCAAAGGCAACAGUCACGUUAAAAAUAAAGCUGAAAACACGGCCAUGUAAACACACUGGGGUCCAACAGGCCGUGUAAUUCGAAGCCGGGGAUGUCGGUGACGACAGGCGCUCACAUGGUGCCCAUAAAUCUGCUGUUAUGACACACCGGCCUGAGUGACGCCGCGGUGGAAAUAGAAAAAAAAGAAGAGCUAUAAAGUUUCCCCACUUCAGCCGAAACAUCAUUCAGUAAGAGUCUGAUCUGAAGAGAGGAGGAACGAGCGGCUUUGAAAUAUUUUACAGCUCCAGAGGACUUUAUAGACUGGACCGACAGCAGGAAAGGAGAACUUUCUUAGAUUAAGGACUUUGUUCGUGUCUCACAGAUCAGCUUCACAACCUACAGAAACAGAAUUCAGUCUUACCUCCUAGUCUGAUACACACACACAGAGCACAUGAUGGCUGCCCUGGACCUGCACUGUAGUGUUGAUCCUGGAGUGCGUGUGUGGAGCGGAGAGUGUGUGGACUCGCUCGACUCCUUCGACUCAGAGAUGCAGCUGUGGGAGGAGCAACUACAGGAAGUGCAGAGGAAAAUAGAAGAGUUGUAUAAGGUGGUGGAAGCACGCAGGGGAGCCACUGAGAUCAAUCCAAACUCCAACACUCAGCUGGACAUCACCUUACUUCCUGUCAGCAACACCAGCGGUUACCCUAACAGUGGUUUCUAUGGUGGAAAUGUAAACAACAUCCCAGUGCAACACAAGACUUUUAAACACCUAAGUAACCACACCAGUGACCCGUGCAGCUAUGGUGUUUAUCAGAACAGUGGCUUUGCAGGUCCUCAGAGUUACACAGUUAAGGGUCAGGACGUUAUGUUAGACAUUCUGGACGGAUACCUCGGGAUGGACAGCGGGAGUUUCAGCCAAAGCCGAGAGAAACCACAUGGAGCUCCAAAUACGAGCUCCAUCCAGAGUGUUUACACUGAUCAGUGGCCAGUGAGCAGCAGGACUGGCUGUGUAUCACUGGGUGAAUUUGAGGAAGUGCAGAACAGGAAGAAUAAAGUCUCAGUUUGGGAUGAACCACAAGCCCGACAUGUCAGCUGGAAAGACCAGGUCACCUCCCCACAGAGAUCAGUCAGUAAACCGCCAAAGCAGAGAGACAGUCCCCAUGUCCCUGCCCGCCCUGUGCACUACUCCGACUCACAGAAGUGCCCCCUAGUGGACCGGAGUUGUAGCAGCCCUUCUGUUCUCCGGAAAUUCUGUGCCAUGUUGCAGGAAAAUGAAGGGAAAACGCUGAUUGAGGAUGGAAUUGUAACCACAUUGGUGCCCAAAUUGGUGCCCAGGUCCCCGAAGCUCGGUGGAAGCCGAGGAUCCAAGCAUGUGACCGUCAAGGACACUGAGGCGCCUGCAACACUUCAGAACUGGGAACACAGAGGUGCAAAAGGAGGUGUGAAGACCUCACAUUGGGGGACAGACAAUCUACAGACUGACUUCAAGAUGGCAGAGAGGAUUCUGGGUAACUGCUCUACACCAUCACCAAGGAACACACCAUCGCCACACCAGUUGAGCUACGACUCAUCCCCCACUACACCUCGGCGGAGUUUCUCUCGUCCGGCUCGUCCAGCCAAUCAGCGGCCUCCCUCCAGGUGGGCAAGCAACGGCCCGACAACUACAAUAACCACGCCCAUUAUUCCUAGAUCUCGCUCACUCAGUCCUGCCUGUAAAACCAAGCAGCGCUUCAAUAACUACAGUUUGUACACAGAAACCGUGAUCAUGUGAGCAGGAAGGAUGGACAAUAAAAUUUCACAUUUGACCUUUGGGAAUGUUUUCAUCUUUCAUAUAUUUUGUAGCUUUUCACACUUCACUUUAACUCAAAGUUGUAUUUUCUUGUAAAUAAAUAUGCCUUGUUUUACAAACUUGAUUUUAAGAACAAUAAAACAUAAAGAGCUGCGAUCUUCCCAAAAUCUGUGGACAGAAUGUACUGUAACAGUGUUGAUGUAAAUACAGGAGGUUUGGAGUAUGAUACAGACAUGCUUUUCUGUUUCUAGAAACUCCCCUUCAUUUCUCUGUUGUUUUCUAUCAUGUCAUAUUUGAAGUUGAUUUGUUUUUUGGAUUUUUCCUCCUUUUCUCUCUCUUUUCUCUUCUUAAAGCUGCCACUUGGUUGGUGUUUGAGGGACUGUAUUUUCAGUAUGAUCAUUUUCUGGUGUAAUAUAAUCGUCAUUUACACAGAUUCUCUCCCGAGAAGGACAGCAUUAAAAGUGUUAUACAUACUCACUAAUCAUUCAGUUAUUUGCUGAAGAAACUUCUGGAAUAUUGUUUAAAGUGGACAUGUUACUUGUUUAUAGUAGAAAGGUUUUUUGUUUUUUAUUUUCAUCUCUUUAUAAAAGGCUUUAUGUCAUGGUGAUGAUUGUGUAGCUUUUCAUGUCCUCUUGAAGGAUCUUAAUUCAAAACGCUGCAGUCUUUCAAAACAAAAACCCUCAUUUUCUUUCCUCUUACUUCACUCUGCAAAUUCUUUUUUGUUUAAUCCAUUUUUUAACGUCAUUAAAGCGUUUGAUCGUGAA
Messenger RNA from Hemibagrus wyckioides, 2699 nucleotides. RefSeq lists its product as uncharacterized. The record is from RefSeq and is a predicted model, not a curated record. Bases 598 to 1917 code for a protein of 439 amino acids. The transcript has 6 exons. Lineage: Eukaryota; Metazoa; Chordata; Actinopteri; Siluriformes; Bagridae.